Nicotiana tabacum (common tobacco) is the source of this 2211-nucleotide messenger RNA. Lineage: Eukaryota; Viridiplantae; Streptophyta; Magnoliopsida; Solanales; Solanaceae. The record is from RefSeq and is a predicted model, not a curated record.
AUGAGAGAAGUCCAUGAAGGGAUUUAUGGCAAUCACUCGAGCGCAGAUUCUUUAGUGCUGAAGUUGGUACGAGUAGGAUAUUAUUGGCCUCGCAUGGAACAAGACGCCAAAGACUUCAUACGAGAAUGUGAUAAGUGCCAACGCUACACACCACUAGUACAUCAAACCAACAAAACUCUUACAUUUGGUUCUGUCCCUAUGUCCGUUCAUGAAAUGGGGGAUGGACAUCGUCAUACCGCUACCACCGGCUCCUGGAAAGGUAAGUNUGCCAAAACUGGAAAAGUUAGUGCGUGCCCUUAUAGUGACAAAUGUCGAUUUAGUCAUGACUUGGAAGCUUUUAAAGCUGAGAAACCAGCCGAUAUAGAGGGUAGUUGCCCUUUUCUGGUUUAUGAAGGGCCAUGCCCUUAUGGAUUGGCUUGUAGGUUUGCAGGGACCCACGAAGAUGAUGUUUCAGCUCAAACUGAGAAGAUAUCUAGGAAGAGUUUUGAACUAAAUUUUUUUAAUAAGGACACUCAGAAACUUCUGUGGAAAAACAAAAUGAAGUUUCCGAAGGCUGAAGCCACUCUCAAACUUCUUGGACUUAAGGGCCAUCCAAAAAAUAAAAUAUUGGUUGAUAAAGAGGAAAAUGACGAAGUUGUGCCAAAAGAACCAGCCACUGAUACCAAAACAGACAGCAAUGAAGCUGCUAGUGACUGCUCUAAUAAAGUGGAGAUCACUCCUUCCAUUUCACCAGAAGAUGAUGUAGAUGAAAAUAAUUUGGCUGAUGAUAUUAGACCUUUAAAGAAGGCAAAAUCAUCAAUCGAUGAAAUUUGUUCCUCCCAAGUUAGCAAUGGUUCAAGUGUCCAGGGGGAAGUUCUUGACAGCAAUUGUGAUGUGAAUAAAUCAGAGCCAACUGCUGACACGGUUACAGAUUCUGAUAAAAGCCUAAAAUUGCACCCCCGUGAAAAAAAGCUUAUUGAUUUUCGAGAUAAGCUCUAUCUUGCGCCUUUGACCACAGUUGGUAAUCUGCCUUUUCGGAGAGUUUGCAAGGUGCUAGGAGCUGAUGUAACAUCUGGUGAGAUGGCAAUGUGCACAAAUCUUUUGCAGGGCCAAGCAUCUGAGUGGGCACUGCUGAGACGGCAUUCGUCCGAGAAUUUGUUUGGUGUUCAGAUUUGUGGAGCUUAUCCAGACACUGUUACAAAGACAGUUGAGCUUAUUGAACAAGAAUGCACUGUGGAUUUCAUUGAUAUUAACAUGGGAUGCCCGAUUGAUAUUGUAGUUAACAAGGGUGCUGGAUCAGCUCUUCUUACAAAACCAAUGCGGAUGAAGAGUGUAGUAGAAGCUGCUUCGGCAACAGUUGGUAUACCAGUAACUAUCAAGGUAAGAACUGCUUAUUUUGAGGGGAAGAAUCGCAUUGAUUCUCUCAUAGCAGAUAUUGGUAAUUGGGGUGCAACUGCAGUUACCAUACAUGGUAGAUCACGUCAACAGCGCUAUAGUAAACUUGCUGACUGGGAUUACAUCUACCAAUGUGUACAAAGGGCCCCCAAGUCUUUACAAGUCCUUGGAAACGGUGAUGUAUUUUCUUAUUUAGACUGGAACAAGCACAAAACUGACUCCCCUGAGCUUUCCACAUGUAUGAUCGCCCGAGGUGCAUUGAUAAAGCCGUGGAUAUUUACUGAAAUCAAGGAACAGAGGCACUGGGACAUUACAUCUGGGGAGCGGCUAGAUAUCUUGAAGGAUUAUGCACGAUUUGGCCUUGAACACUGGGGUUCUGAUUCAAAAGGAGUGGAGACGACCAGACACUUUUUGUUGGAGUGGCUUAGUUACACAUGUCGGUAUGUUCCAGUUGGCCUGUUAGACAUUAUCCCACAAAGAAUAAAUUGGCGACCACCCUCAUACUACGGUAGGGAUGACCUCGAGACACUAAUGGCCUCUGAUUCUGCUGCAGACUGGAUAAGGAUAUCCGAAAUGUUACUAGGCAAGGUUCCUGUUGGCUUUUCGUUUUCACCAAAGCACAAGUCCAAUGCUUAUGACAGAGCAGAGAACGGCUAAUAUCAUUUUGUCGCUGUUGCUGUUGGUCUGAUACUAAUUUUUGCUGCAUCUUAGCAAGGACGGCUCCACCCCUAGCCAAAAUUUCAAGGCCCCUAAAAUUAUUUUUAUUGGAUAGUAUACAAUAUGUAAUUCAAAUAAUUAUUACAGUUUUUAUUCAUGAUAAGUAAAUUUCUUUAACCA